GAAAAAGUUGAAUACAUAUUUUUAGUUAUAUUUACAUCAGAAUGUGUUAUGAAAAUUAUAGCAUAUGGAUUUGUUUUACACACUGGUUCGUAUUUAAGAAACGGAUGGAACUUUCUGGAUUUUUUUAUAGUAGUAAUAGGUAUGAUAUCUACAGCUUUGUCAAAUUUAGUUAAGGAAGGCUUUGAUGUGAAAGCUUUAAGAGCUUUUCGUGUACUCCGGCCAUUACGAUUGGUGUCAGGUGUUCCAAGUUUACAAGUUGUUUUAAAUUCAAUUUUAAAAGCAAUGAUACCUCUGUUGCAUAUUGCGCUGUUGGUAUUGUUUGUGAUAAUAAUUUAUGCUAUAAUUGGUCUGGAAUUAUUUUCGGGAAAGCUACAUAAAACGUGUCGAAACCCUACAACCGGUGAAUAUUUAGGAGAUUUAGAUGAAUUACAUCCAUGUGGUGUUGGAUUUCCAUGUCCUGAAAAAUAUGUGUGCUUUGAUGAAUGGGUUGGUCCCAAUUGGGGCAUUACGAAUUUUGAUAACUUUGGUUUAUCAAUGUUGACAGUGUUUCAGUGUGUUACCUUAGAAGGUUGGACGGAUGUUUUAUACAAUAUUUUACAAACUACACACUAUUUCCUAGACGUUGAUGUACAAAAUGAUUGA
This is a messenger RNA of Lucilia cuprina (Australian sheep blowfly), 642 nucleotides long. Its product is annotated as muscle calcium channel subunit alpha-1-like. The transcript has 4 exons. Lineage: Eukaryota; Metazoa; Arthropoda; Insecta; Diptera; Calliphoridae. Gene Ontology annotation, cellular component: voltage-gated calcium channel complex; membrane. Gene Ontology annotation, molecular function: high voltage-gated calcium channel activity. The record is from RefSeq and is a predicted model, not a curated record. Bases 49 to 642 code for a protein of 197 amino acids. Gene Ontology annotation, biological process: calcium ion import across plasma membrane.